Paramecium tetraurelia is the source of this 1374-nucleotide messenger RNA. RefSeq lists its product as uncharacterized. The record is from RefSeq and is a predicted model, not a curated record. The transcript has 4 exons. Lineage: Eukaryota; Ciliophora; Oligohymenophorea; Peniculida; Parameciidae.
AUGGGAUUUUGCUUUUUAUUUAAUUCAAAUGUUUGUUUCGGAUGGGACUACAAAAUAAUUAUAGUGUAUGCUUGUAUAACACAAUUUGCCUUUAUGAUUUCGAAAUUACUCUCUAGUAAAGGGAUCAAUUCAUAUUGUUGUUUUGCCAUAAUGGAAAGCACAUUAUUAAUUACUUAUUUACUGGGAAUAGUAUAUAACAAAGAAGUUUCUCCAAUUAAUAUCAACUUCAUUAGUUACACUCUUCUGAUACUGCAAUUUCUCAUACUAGCAAUAACAGUUCUAAUAAGUAGAUAGAACAUUGAUGGUGAAGGGCACGAUUAAUCUAAGCAAAUCUAAGAAAUAUUAGUCUCAGCAAUUAAGAGUAUAGGCUCUUUAUAAAUUGUUUUUGUAAGUUUGAAAUGGAGUAAUUAAAUUAAUUGGGGUUGGAUGCAGACCUUAGUUAUCAUAUGGUUCAGCAUAGGUACUUUGAUAUUGAUUGAAAUAUGUCUAUUUAUUGAUUUUGUAAUGAAGUGUUGCAAUGCUUAAUUAGAAAAUAAAAAUUUAUGGUAGUAUGUGGGUUAACAUAGUAUUCAUUGGUUUUAUCUCGACUUCUUUACUAACAUUUUUGGGUUUAGGAUUAUUGCUCGAUUAUUAGAUUUCUUAAAUCAAUUUUGGGGGAGUAAUAUCAACAAUAAUAUAUUACAUGCUCGAAACAUGCUUCUAUAUAAAGAAUAAGGAAGACUUAAUGUAAGGUUAUUCAUUAAACCUAGUUCAUUUCUAAAUAUUUCAGAAAAUUAAACUUUGUCUUAGAGUUAAGAAAUAAAUAAUGAUUAAACAAGUUUUAAGGAGAGAAUAAAACAAAUACAUAGAUUAAGUAUUACUCAAAUUCCUUAAUUUAUGAUAAAAUUAUCUGCCACUUAUUAUAAGAAAAAGGAGUUAAUUGAUUCUAAAAAGCAAUAGAUUGGUUCAGUAUUGUCUUAAGAUAAGAAAUAUAGGUCCAUCAGUUUUUCAGAGAUCAAGAAAAACGACGUUAUUAAAAAGCAAGCAUCUUAGGAUUUUGAUGAAGAACUUACAAAAAGGUUUGAUCAUUUAUUGUCCUCUCCUCGAUUAAAAUUGGAAGUCAGUGAAAGUAUUGGUGCUGAAUUGUCUAGCAGAGGACAACCAAAAUAGAUAUAGCUCUGUUUAAUUUGCUAUGAAAAAGAGAGCAAUAUGAUCAAUUAACCUUGUGGUCAUGGAGGAUUUUGUUAGGAAUGUUCAUAAUAAAUGUUGUCCAAGAGCAAUAUGUGUUUGUUGUGUAGGAAACCUGUAACUCACACAUUAAUAGUUUAAGGAGUUGAGAAUCGGGAAAGCUUAGUUGAGGUUGUGGGUAUUUUGUAGGGUGAAAAGAAGUAGUGA